AGGGCUUCCUGCACGUCUCCGCGCGUCACAUGGCCGCCGCCCUCAGCCCCCUGCGCGGCUCCAACGUCUCCCCCGCCUCCCUCUACUACUCCUCUUCCUCCUCCUCUUCCUCCCCUGCCUCCUCCCUCACCUCAUCCUCCUCCGCCGCAUCAGACCCCUCCGCAGCAUCCCAGCUGUCUCCGGAACCACAUGUUAUGCCGCAUCAGCCGCAGCAACCUCCGCAGCAGCAGCAGCAGCCCUUCAGCCCGCAGUCGCUGGCCAUGAUGCUGUCAGCGCUGGCGCGACUGCGCUACCGGCCGCCCCCGCAGUGGAUGGAGGGCUUCCUGCAUGUCUGCCGCAUGCAGCUUCCCUACUUCAACGCCCAUGCAGCCUGCUCCCUCGCCUGGGCCCUCACACGCCUAGACCGCCCAAACCUCACUUGGUGGACGAAGUGGGUCAAAGCCUUUACCUCUGCAACGCAUCCGCUGCUGCCUUCCAUGCAACCCCGAGGGCUGUGCAUCCUCUUGUGGUCUGUCUCGCAUUGGCGUGACACGUUACCGCGGGAUUGGGUCCUGGAUGCCGCCGCGGUGGGGGCCAGGCAGUUGCGCGAGGGGGCGGCGGAUUGGAACCGGGAGGCUGCUGUUCUGGAGGCGGCAGUAGCACAAGCGGAGGCCGUAGCCGCUGCUGCCGCGACAGCAGCAGGUAACGAGGGUGUUGCAGGUGCCGGAGGGGGUUCAGCGCGGUCUCAGCGGCUGCUUAAUCAACGGCGGUUGCGGUUGCUGCAACAACAGCUUCAACAGGAGCUGCAACAGCAACAAUGGCGAUUACGGAUGCGCUCGGAGUUCCUGGCGAUUUUGGUCUGGUCCCUUUCUCGGUUAGUCGUACGAACGCUACCCGAGGCUUGGCUAGCACAAGCGGAUGCGGCGACGCAGGCGCUCAUGCGCUACAGCCGUGCUGCAGCCGCUGCAAGCGCAGUUGUCGAAAGCCUUGACGGACCCACGGGUCACCCACAUAACAGUAGCGGCAGCAACCUCACACCUACCGCCGCCGCUGCCCAGCACCACACCCUGGGCCCUCGGGAGCUAACCAUGCUGCUGCAAGGCUGGGCUCGCCUCCGCAGCCCGGUAUCUGAGAGCUGCCUGUCGUACGCCUUGUCGUACAUUGAGGAAGCGGGCUUGUCGUACGUUGAGGCGGCCGCCACAUGUACGGCACCCACUGCCUUACAUGCCGUACAACAAGCACCCCAUGCGGGACCCUAUUAUGUGGGACCCCAGCAUGUGGUGUUAGUGCUGUGGUCAUGUGCCGUGGCAGGUUGGCAGCCCUCAGAUCAGCUGCAGCGGCUUGCGGACCUCCACUCUCGCUUACUGCUGCUGCUGCUGCAAAAGAAUAAGAAGCUGGCCGGAACUUUGACAACGCAAUCACAACAUCAGCAGCAGCACCAGCAGCCACAACCAGGACCACAACCACAGCAGCUCGAGGCGGAGGCGGCCGGAGGCCCAUUGCAGCAGCAACACCAGCAACAGCAGCAGCAACACCAGCAGCUAUGGCAGCAGCAGCAGCAACAGGGGGCUGCUUUCCACGUGGCGCAAGAGCUCGUGCUCCGUCGUCAAUCCGAGCUGGGCAUGUUGGUAUGGGCGCUGCAGAAGUGCGGCGCCCCGCACCCGCCCCCCUGGUUUACCGAGGUGCUGCAUGCCAUGACUGCCAGCAUGGAAGCAACGGCGGCGGCAGCAGCAGCGGCAGCAGCAGCAGCAGGUCCUGCGGCACAGAAUGUCAGGGGUGGUGGUGGUGGUGGUGGUGGCAGGGUACCUAACACGUCGGUUGGGUUUCGCACAGCUGCGAUAACCCUAGUGACGGUGGCGACGCUGGCUCGUGCAUGUUUGACCUGGCAGUUGUACCCAGGAGACCGUUGGGUGGCAGCAGCGGUGGCGUGCUUGGAUGCGGGGGCGCUUCCGACGCGGAUCCGGAAUCCGCAUCGCCGUACACAACUGGAAUCCGGCGUACGAGAUCUGCUAGAGCAGCUACUAGAGCUGCCGGGCGCUGGGAGCGCGGAGGCUGU
This is a messenger RNA of Astrephomene gubernaculifera, 2035 nucleotides long. Lineage: Eukaryota; Viridiplantae; Chlorophyta; Chlorophyceae; Chlamydomonadales; Astrephomenaceae. The record is from the annotation of a GenBank genome assembly.